AUAGAGAUUAUAAAUAGAUCGUGCAGGCAUACUUCACUCCACUCACACCCUCCUCCUACACAUUAACCACCAAGUUACGGUUGAAUCAACCAUCAUCAAUGGCUACUUCCGACACCACCGCCACCAAGCUUCCCCUCAAGGAGAUUCCCGGAAGCUACGGCCUCCCCUUCUUCGGACCCAUGAGUGACAGACACGACUACUUCUACCACCAGGGACGCGACAAGUUCUUCGCCGACCGAAUCCAAAAGUACAAAUCAACUGUCAUCAGAACCAACAUGCCACCUGGUCCCUUCAUUUCCUCAAACCCUAAAGUCAUCGCUCUCCUCGACGGCAUCUCCUUCCAAAUCCUCUUCGACAACUCCAAGGUCGACAAGCGCGACGUCCUCGACGGCACCUUCAUGCCUUCCACCUCCUUCACCGGCGGCUACCGCGUCUGCGCCUUCCAGGACACCACCGAGCCCUCCCACGCGCUCCUCAAGACCUUCUACCUCAACCUCCUCGCCUCCAAGCACGCCUCCUUCAUCCCGCUCUUCCGCAACAACCUCUCGGAACACUUCGCUGACCUCGAGGACAAGCUCGCCGCAAGAUCCUCCAAGGCCGACUUCAACGCCUCCGUCGGCUCCGCCUCCUUCAACUUCCUCUUCCGUCUCCUCACCGGUCAAGACCCCUCCGCAACCAAAAUCGGCUCCGACGGUCCCACCCUCGUCACGACCUGGCUCGCGGCGCAGCUCGCUCCGCUCGCCACUCUAGGUCUACCCAGGAUUUUCAACUACGUAGAAGAUUUCCUUAUCCGAACAAUCCCCUUGCCUGCGUGGACUGUUAAGUCCAGCUAUAAGAAACUCUUCGAGGGUUUUGCCAGCGCAGGUUCUUCCGUUCUGGACGAAGCGGAGCGGUUGGGGAUAAAGAGGGACGAAGCUUGCCACAACCUUGUGUUCAUGUUAGGGUUCAACGCGCAGGGAGGGUUGGUGAACCAGUUUCCGAUUCUGUUGAAGUGGGUUGGGUUGGGAGGGGAGAGUUUGCACAGACAGCUUGCAGAGGAAAUCAGGAGCGUUGUUAAGGAAGAAAACGGGGUGAGUCUCCGUGCGUUGGAUAGGAUGACUUUGACUAAAUCCGUGGUGUACGAGGUGAUGAGGAUAGAGCCGGCGGUGCCGUUCCAGUACGCCAAGGCCAGGGAAGAUCUUGUGGUGGAGAGCCACGAUGCGGCGUACAUGAUCAAGAAGGGUGAGAUGAUCUUUGGAUAUCAGCCGUUCGCUACAAAAGACCCUAAGAUCUUUGAGAGAGCGGAGGAGUUUGUGGCCCACAGGUUUGUUGGGCCUGAUGGAGAAAAGUUGUUGAACCACGUGUUGUGGUCAAACGGCCGCGAGACGGAGGAGCCCACGCCGGAUAAUAAACAGUGUCCUGCAAAGAAUCUGGUGGUGCUCCUGUGCAGGCUAUACUUGGUGGAAUUCUUCCUACGAUACGAUACUUUUACGUUCGAUUUUAAACCUGUGGUUCUAGGUCCCCGAGUGACCAUCAAGUCACUGGUUAAAUCAUCUUACUGACCCUCCGCUAAUCUCUGUUAUUAAUUGAAUAAAUCGGAUUAAGUAAAGUAGGUAUGUUUCCUGUUCCGCACUGCAGAGGAGUAAGUACUACCUGUAACAUGCAGAGUGAUGUGUGUUUCAAAUUUUAAUUUGUUUUUGUGGUGUCACAUUAUCCAAUAUAUUCCUUUUCUUUCA
Messenger RNA from Vigna radiata var. radiata (mung bean), 1715 nucleotides. Its product is annotated as allene oxide synthase 3-like. The record is from RefSeq and is a predicted model, not a curated record. Lineage: Eukaryota; Viridiplantae; Streptophyta; Magnoliopsida; Fabales; Fabaceae. Gene Ontology annotation, molecular function: iron ion binding; heme binding; monooxygenase activity. The coding region runs from base 99 to 1541 and encodes 480 amino acids. The transcript has 2 exons. Gene Ontology annotation, biological process: sterol metabolic process.